AUGGAGUUGGAUUGCUUGGUUGAAAUCUUCAUGAAGCUCAGCCUUGACGACCUCACCCUCGCUGUCCCCUUUGUCUGCAAAUCAUGGCUUGCCGCCGCCGGCCACCCUCUUUGUUGGAAAAAGCUCGAUUUCCGGCGACUCGACGUCCUUCCAUGGAGCAAUUUCUCAAAAAACUUCACACUUCAAUACCAUCUCCCUUACUUCACCUUCACAUACUUUUUAAAAUUCACCACGAAUCGAAGCUGCAAAUCUGUAACUGACCUCAGAUUUCCUCUGAAAUUCACUUCCAUGGAGGACCUGGUAUUAGCAUCCAAUGAGUGCCCAAAGUUGAAGUACCUUGCUCUGCCAGUCAUGUCUGAAUCUGAACAGAUUCAGAUUCCACAACUUGUAUGGAAGUGGAAAGAUCUGGAGAGACUGGAAAUGGCAUCAAAGCCAUUGAAUUUCGCCGAAUUGGUGAAGAACAUAAGCUUGACUUGCAGAAAUUUUUCUUGGUUGAUGGUUUCAGGACCUAUAAGAGAAGAGGAUGCAUUGGCUAUUGUUAGAUAUCUGCCUAAACUGAAGAAAUUGGAGCUGAAAAACUCAUAUUUGCCUAAGGAGGAGUUGUUGAUGAUACUGAAUGGUUGCAGAGAGUUGCAGAAACUGAAUUUGAAUGACUGUAUUGGAUUUAAUGGAGAUGACGAAGAUAUCAAUGCCAAAGCUUCGCACAUUAAGGAGUUCAGAAAGGAAAGAUGUAAACUUUAUUAUGAGUAUGAUUAUGAGUCUGAGUUAGGUUUAUAUGAUUAUGUUAUGUGA
This is a messenger RNA of Dendrobium catenatum, 792 nucleotides long. Its product is annotated as F-box/LRR-repeat protein At3g48880. The coding region runs from base 1 to 792 and encodes 263 amino acids. The transcript has 2 exons. The record is from RefSeq and is a predicted model, not a curated record. NCBI's taxonomy places the organism in Eukaryota, Viridiplantae, Streptophyta, Magnoliopsida, Asparagales, Orchidaceae.